UGUUACCCCGUAUAACCUCCCUCCUGAGAUGUGUAUGUCAAAACCUUACAUGUUCUUGACUUGUCAUAUUCCGGGACCGUCGAGUCCACUUGAUGGCAUUGAUGUGUAUUUACAACCCUUAAUUGAUGAUCUGAAAAGGUUGUGGAUUGGUCAAUUGACGUAUGAUAUUGCAAAGAGGGAGAAUUUCAAUAUGAGGGUGGCUUUGAUGUGGACUAUCAACGACUUUCCUGCGUAUGGGAUGUUGUCUGGUUGGGGGACUCAUGGUAGACUUGCUUGCCCUCAUUGUAUGGAGAAAACAAAGGCGUUUACUUUGGACUAUGGAGGAAAGGCUUCAUGGUUUGACCAUAGGAUGUUUUUACCAGAAAGUCAUGUAUUUCGAAGGAAAAGAAAUAUGUUCAGGAAAGAUAAAAUAGAAAAAGAUGGUCCGCCUCCUAAGAUAACAUCUCGUGAAGUGUUUCGUAGGGUCCGUGGGCUUUCGAGAUUCCCAGAUGUUGGCAAAAGAAUCAGAUACCAUGAAUAUGGGGAAAAGCACAACUGGAUCAAAAGAAGUAUUUUCUGGGACCUUCCUUACUUGAAAGACAAUUUACUAAGACAUAAUCUUGAUGUUAUGCACAUUGAAAAGAAUUUUUUUGACAAUAUACUUCACACAGUGAUGAAUGUCUCCGGUAAAACAAAAGAUAAUGAGAAGGCUAGACUGGAUUUGUCGGUUUAUUGUAAAAGACCAGAAAUGGAACUACAACCUCUUCCAAAUGGAAAAUUUCGAAAACCCAAAGCUGUUUUUAGUCUAACCUCUAAUGAAGCAAAAUCUGUUUGUAUGUGGUUAAAAGAGCUAAGGAUGCCGGAUGGUUAUUCUUCUAAUUUAGCAAGGUGUGCUGACGUCAACAAGGGAAAGUGUCGUGGGAUGAAAAGUCAUGAUGGUCAUGUUUUCUUGCAACGCUUACUUCCAAUUGCAUUUAGUUCAUUGCCAAAUAAUGUUAUAAAACCAUUAACUGAAGUUAGCCAAUUUUUUAAAGACCUUUGUGCUUCAACUCUAAGAAUGGAUGAACUUGUUAAAAUGGACCAGAAUAUGCCAAUCACUCUCUGUAAACUUGAGCAAGUUUUCCCACCAGGUUUCUUUGAUUCUAUGGAACAUCUAUCGGUGCAUCUCGCUUACGAAGCCAUGCUCGGAGGGCCUGUUCAAUAUAGGUGGAUGUAUCCUUUUGAAAGAUUCAUGGGUGAUGCAAAGCGAUGUGUGAAGAAUAAGGCUAAGGUUGAGGGAUCAAUACGCACAGCUUACACGUUGAAGGAAGCAAAUUAUUUUCUCUCCCAUUACUUCAAAAACGGGACAUUGACUCCAACAAACACACGAAAUGAAGUUGAUGCUGCAAGUGGAAGUCACUCAUUUGCUUUAUCGGUCUUUUGUCUUCCCAGGCGUCAUGUUGGGAACAAAGAAUACUGGAUGAAAGAUGAAGAGUUGCGGUCAGCUGAAGUUCAUGUGUUGAUUAAUUGCACUGAAGUUAAACCAUACCUCGAGGCAUUUUUGAGUUGGGCAAACGUUAGUGAACAACAAUCUUCUAGUUAUAUAUAUGCUAAUUUUUCAGAAUGGUUUAAACAUCAAGUAUCAAUUAUUGAACCGACUAGAGGAGCCAGUCAUCUGAGAGGACUAGCUCGAGGGCCAGAGAGACUUGUCAAAGAAUAUCACACUUACUUUGUGAAUGGAUAUAAAUUUCAUACUCAUGCAUGGACAGUGGGCAAAAAAACAUAUAACAGUGGUGUUUACGUAAAAGGAGUCAGAGAAGGAGGUGUAGAUGACUUCUACGGCGUGAUUAAAAACAUAUAUGAAUUGUCUUACCAAUAUGUAGAACAUGAGAACAAAGUUAGAUUGUAAUCCUUUACAAGUAAAUAAUUGUGCAAUUGGCCACUUGUUUCAAGUACAUUUUUAAAUGAUUUGUGGAGUUGGUUACUGCAGAGAUAAUUGUUAUUUGAUUCUUCUCACAGUGAACAAGUUUAACCUUGAAUGAACUUGUAAGUAAC
Messenger RNA from Medicago truncatula (barrel medic), 2013 nucleotides. RefSeq lists its product as uncharacterized. The transcript is spliced from 2 exons. Lineage: Eukaryota; Viridiplantae; Streptophyta; Magnoliopsida; Fabales; Fabaceae. The record is from RefSeq and is a predicted model, not a curated record. The coding region runs from base 29 to 1867 and encodes 612 amino acids.